UAUACAGUAUAUUAUUUCUAGACUAGACUAGAUUUCUUCUUCAACGUGCCUUCAAGUUUUCUUGCAAAAAAUGGUGACGGGAGGAGGAGCACCCUCAUCUAGGCAUACAUUACAAAACACACCUACUUGGGCAUUGGCGACAGUUUGCUUUGUCUUCAUCUUUUUGGGACUUGUUAUCGAACACCUAUUCCAUAUUGCCUCACGGUGGCUUAGGAAGCAUAGGAAAACAGCAUUAUACGAAGCCGUAGAGAAGCUCAAAUCAGUUUUGAUGAUUUUGGGAUUCAUGUCACUAAUACUCACGGUCACUCAAAGAUCGAUCUCCAAAAUCUGCAUACCAAAGAAAGUUGCAUAUUCCAUGCUACCAUGUCACAGAAUCUCCGAGACAUCAUUGCAAACAACUCAGGCAUAUGAGCUCUAUUAUGCCUCCUCUCCCCGAUUUGCCCCUGAAGAGGAUGUGGUUCGACCCCAACAGAGACUACUAGCUUCGGAUUCCACCAGUUUCAAUUUGACUGGUCAUUGUGCUUCAAAGGGGAUGAUGUCAUUUAUAUCAGAAGAAGGGGUUAAUCAGCUGAGUACAUUUAUAUGUGUCUUAGCUAUCAUGCAAAUAGUCCAAAGUGUUGCUACCAUGAGUUUGGGAAGAGCCAAGAUGAAAAGCUGGAAAGCAUGGGAGCAAGAAACUCAAACAAUUGAAUAUCUGGUGGCCAAUGAUCCUGGCAGGUUUAGAUUUGCAAGACAAACGACAUUUGGACAACGACAUAUGAAUGAUCCAAUCGAUACACCUAUUUUGUUGUGGAUUAAAUGUUUCUUCCGGCAAUUCUUUCAUUCAGUGGCCAAAGUCGACUAUUUCACCCUGCGUCAUGGAUUUAUCUCAGCUCAUUUGUCUACAAACAACACCUUCAACUUUCGCAAGUAUAUACAACGCUCCUUGGAAGAUGACUACAAGGUUGUAGUCGGCAUAAGUCCUUUCAUGUGGUUUCUACUUGUUAUUUUCAUGCUUAUUGAUAUUCAUGGUUGGCAUAUGUAUCUUUGGGUAUCACUGCUUCCUCUCACUAUUGUUUUGGUCCUUGGAACCAAACUACUAGUGAUUGUGGCAAAAAUGGCGUUACAGCUCAAGGAACAAAACAAAGUAAUCAUAGGAGCCCCCUUGGUUACACCUAAUGAUGAUCUCUUCUGGUUUAGUGACCCUCAAUUCGUCCUAACUCUAUUGCAUUACAUACUCUUUGUGAAUGCAUUUGAGUUUGCGUUUUUCGUCUGGGUUAUGUUACAAUAUGGAAUAGAUUCAUGCUUCCAUGAAAGUACAGCUAUCCUUGUCUCAAGGGUUGUCUUAGCGGUGACGGUUCAAGUCAUUUGUAGCUACAUUACUCUUCCUCUCUAUGCACUAGUGACUCAGAUGGGCUCACAGUACAAAAGCACGGUUCUUGAAGAUCAAACAAGGCAUGUGAUUAAGCAAUGGCACGCCGAAGUAAAACAAAAGCGGAAAAAGAAGACCCAAACACCUCGUGAUAGUCCAAUAUCGAAUAUAGAUACUCAACUGAUGAACUCCAAGGAGAUUGUUCAAAAUCAUCAAACACCAUCAGUUUCCGAAUUCGCUUCUCGUGUACUUAGUGAAACAAGUGAAAUAGUUGAAGAAAUCCAAGAAGCAAUUUGAGUACAUGACAAUUCUACUUAAGUUCUCUAGUUAUUUAUUUUUUGAUUCUAUUAAUUCUGAUAAUUUUGUCAAUGGAAACCUAGUUACAGUUACGCAUUUUAUGCUUAUUGUAAAUAAUAAUAUAGUUUUGAUUUUUGAAUA
Molecule: messenger RNA, 1789 nt
Organism: Erigeron canadensis
Lineage: Eukaryota; Viridiplantae; Streptophyta; Magnoliopsida; Asterales; Asteraceae
Product: MLO-like protein 3
Exons: 15
Coding region: 71-1648 (525 amino acids)
Biological process (GO): defense response
Cellular component (GO): membrane
Source: RefSeq, a predicted model, not a curated record